UAUUCAUUCUCUCUCCGUACGCCGUGUCACACGCAAUCUCGACGUUCGCGCGCCCGCCCGGCGUCCAUUUUGUGUGUUGAGUGUUUAAUAUUAUAUAUUGUUUUUAUUAUUAUUUGUCGGCGUUAUUAUCACCGUUGCAGUCUUUUUGUACCGACCGGUCAACAGUCGGCGUAUGUGUACGUUAUACCGUGGCGUUUAUUAUUUUUGUUAACUCGUUUGUUUUGUUUUUGCUAAAACACGGACUACCUACUACACCGGUUGUGUGUCGCGCGCGCGUGUGUGUGUGUAGGCUUACGAAUAUUAUUAUAGUACGUUAUUAUUAAACUGUGUGCGCGCGCUGUGCAGUGUGGUGUUCGUCGUACGACCGACAUCGACCAAAGUACUCUGAUCGCGCCAUUAUAUUUAAUUGUGUUAUCGCUUCAACCCGUCUCGUCGACUAAACAACGACCAUGACGGUUACGUGCGUGUCGUUGGCAGCCGAAGGAGGCGUCGUCGGCAGACGAGUGUUGAUGGCAAAAACGGAUUCGCUGAGCAACGUUGAUAACAAUAACGGACCGGCUACGGCCACAGCGGCGGCGACCGCCGCCGCGUCGGUUACGGGCAAGGCGUCUGUGCUGAGCGUGAAACGCGUGCUGUUCGGGCCGCCGGCCGAUCGGUCGGAGACGCGGGCGUGGCUUGAGCGACAACUCCACUCGUCGACGGCGGCGAAUUCGCGUUCCUGGAACUUCGAUUUCGUCAACGAGCGGCCGAUGCGCGACAGCCCGGCCGACCGUUACGCGUGGGAACGCGUCUGUCCACCGCUACUACAAACGGCCACUACUGCCGCCACCACUACGACCACCGCCGCCGCCGCGGCAGGCGAUGACCAACAGACCAACGGCGGUUCUUGUAGCAGAAAACGACAAUCUAAAGUCACAGAUUUCAUGAGCAAAACUAAAAAACGACCAUUGAGCGCUGUCGGAUCGUCGUCAAAUAAACUUGUUGACGAAGAGUUCACCCUGUCGGCGAGCAGCAAGAGAACACGUCGAACGGCUAUCUAAAUUUGGAAACGGACGCACAAGAGUAAAUAUGAUAAAAAAAUAACGCGAGUGCCCAUUAAGUUUUUUUUUCUCAUUUUCACCUCUAAAUUUCAAGAUCUCCCAAAUAGAUAGUCUUAACCUAUAUAAUAUUAUCUUCUAUACAGGGUUCUUCCUGAGUUAAACACUUUUAUUGCAUUAUUUAUGUGUGUAUAAAUUCUUUUUUUUCAACUCCCAUCGUUAUUGUACAGAUGUUUUUAAAUUUUAAAAUUUUUUAAAAAUUAUGUAUUUUUUUAAACAAUUAAUAUUUAUACUGUUUUGUUUUUUUUGAUCUCCUUCACGAAUAUUGUUCGGUUUCCCAUUUGCUUAUUACGCGCAGUCCAAUAUUUUGUUGUUUUAUGUGUCUUGACAAAAAUGUUAACUAAGAAAUCCCAUCUUUUAGAUGAAUGUAUUUUCUUCGUAAAAGAACAACAAUAAUAAUAAUUUAAAAAUAUAUAGACAUCAUUUAACCGAUAUGUUAACUUCUCAGUUUGACGUCUUUUUGUUUAGUAUUAGCUCUAGAUUUUAAUGUUAAUGUGCAAUUAUACAUUUAACUUUUAAUUUUAGCUUGUUAGUUUAAAUCUAAAAAAACAACAUUUACAAGCCAAAAUUGUAUAUGUAAUAAAUAUAUCUAUAAUAUAUAUUAUAUAUAUAAUGUAGCAUGCAUCAUUCAUAAACAGAUUUAACAAUGCUGUCAUAAAACUUUUAACAAUUUUUUUGAAUUUGCAGUUAUCAUCAUUACAGAAAUAAUAAUAAUACUUCAUUUUCGAGAAGAUCUCAGUUUUAAAGAUAAAAAUAUCCAAAGAUUCAUUGGUCUCUAUUACUAAUUUUACAAACAUCCAAAGAUAUAUUUGUCAAAUUUUUCAGUUCAUGAAUCAAAAUUACAGACUGUUUCAUAGUUUUUUAAAUUUUAAUUCUGUAUUACUAUAUGAUUAAAAAAAUUUCAGAAGUGCCGUGUUAAAAACGACAGCUAUGUAUUUAAUUUUAAUUAAAAAAAAAAAAAAUCAUUCAAAGCGUAUCAUCACAAGGGAAAACAAGUUUAACUUAAAACAGAUUUUUUAUUAUUCCAAUAUGGGACUGAAAUGAUCUCAUUGUUAUUAACUUUUUUUUUACACAAGGUUAUUUUGAACAAAAAAUUCACUUCUUGUUGUAAAAUGUCUUGUAUAGAUUAAUUGUUUUUUUUUUUGUUUAUACAUAUUUUUAAUACACAUAUAUAUAUGUAUACAUGUAUAUUAUAUAUAUAUAUAUAAAGAAAAAAAAUCUAAAAGUUGUAAGCUCGCUCUCGGGUUGUCUUCGUUCUCUAUUGUCAAAAUUUGUUCUCUUGAUAAUUUACAUUCAACCUGUGAUGUAUUAUUCUGAUCUCAACAGGAAAAAAAAAUUGUUUUCGAAAGUAUAUAUUUGAAUGUAAUACGUUUUAUAUUAUUAUAAUUAUUAUGUAAUAUGUUUAUUUAUAUAUAUAUAUAUUGUAAGAGAAAUGUAAUUUUUACAAUUUAGACCGGAUAACAAUUUUUUGUAUUUUUUUUUUUAAAUUAUUAUUUGGUUAUUAUUAAAAGGAAGUUAACAUUUUGAAAUUGUACAUACAGUUUAUAUAGGAAUCGUGUUGUUUUUUUUUAAUUUGACAGUGUUUUUUUAGACAUAUAAAUACCGUAGACAUUAGACAUAUAAUACAAUUGUAGACUAUUUGUCUUAAGUUAAAUAAAUGACAUAAAUAUAUAUACAUAUUUAUAUAUUGUAUAAAAAUAAAAUAAAUGUAUUUGUAUUUAAGAAAUGAAAUACUUAUUUUGGAUAAACAGAA
This is a messenger RNA of Adelges cooleyi (spruce gall adelgid), 2850 nucleotides long. RefSeq lists its product as uncharacterized. Gene Ontology annotation, cellular component: nucleus. The transcript has 2 exons. The record is from RefSeq and is a predicted model, not a curated record. Gene Ontology annotation, molecular function: cyclin-dependent protein serine/threonine kinase inhibitor activity. Bases 450 to 1040 code for a protein of 196 amino acids. NCBI's taxonomy places the organism in Eukaryota, Metazoa, Arthropoda, Insecta, Hemiptera, Adelgidae. Gene Ontology annotation, biological process: regulation of cell cycle.